AUGGCCGAUUACGACGAGACAUAUGAGGAGGAGUUUUAUGAUGAUGCCGACGAGGGCAUCACCUCCGAGGAUUGCUGGACGGUGAUUUCGUCCUUCUUCGAUUCGAAGGGAUUGGUCUCUCAGCAGCUCGACUCUUUCGAUGAGUUCAUUUCUUCGACCAUGCAGGAGCUCGUAGAAGAGCAGGGCCAGGUGGUGCUCGACCAGACUCUCCCACCAUCUGAGGAUGAAGUGAGGCCAGUGGUAGUGCGCCGUUACGAGCUCAAAUUUGGUACCGUCAUGCUGUCGCGCCCGUCAGUUACAGAGGGUGACGGUGCGACCACGAUUAUGUUGCCACAAGAAGCCCGACUCCGAAACCUCACCUACGCCUCACCACUGUAUCUCGGCGUCACAAAGAAGAUCAUGGAAGGUCGCGAAAAACUGGCGAAGGACGAGGAUGACGAAGAAGAGGGUGAUCAGAAGGGUCAGUCAUACGGAGGCCUUGACUGGCAGGAAAAGAUGCUACCUCAGGAGCAAAUGAAGGAGGAAACAGUCUUCAUUGGAAAAAUGCCUAUCAUGCUGAAAUCCAAAUACUGUAUCCUGAAGGAUCUCAGCGAAUCUUCACUCUACGCUUGGAACGAAUGUCCCUACGACUCCGGUGGUUACUUCGUUAUCAAUGGUAGUGAGAAGGUUCUCAUCGCGCAAGAACGCAGCGCUGGAAAUAUCGUUCAAGUUUUCAAGAAGGCACCCCCCAGCCCCACGCCCUACAUUGCUGAGAUUCGAAGUGCGGUCGAGAAGGGCUCGCGAAUGCUCUCCUCGCUCACCUUGAAGCUGUUCGCCAAGGGUGACAGCGCUAAGGGAGGAUUCGGCCCGACCAUUCGAUCGACGCUCCCAUACGUCAAGGCCGAUAUUCCGAUCGUCGUCGUUUUCCGUGCGCUGGGCGUCGUUUCUGACGAGGAUAUUCUCAAUCACAUCUGUUACGACAGGAACGAUACCCCGAUGCUGGAGAUGCUGAAGCCAUGUAUUGAGGAAGGUUUCGUCAUCCAAGACCGCGAGGUUGCUCUGGACUUCAUUGCCAAGCGUGGCUCAUCACAAUCCAAUCUGAACCAUGAUCGCCGUGUGCGUUAUGCCCGGGAUAUCAUGCAGAAGGAAUUACUGCCUCAUAUCUCGCAGAGCGAGGGUAGCGAAACUCGUAAGGCAUUCUUCCUUGGAUACAUGGUGCACCGUCUUCUCCAGUGUGCUCUGGGUCGACGUGAUGUGGACGAUCGUGAUCACUUCGGAAAGAAGCGACUGGAUCUGGCUGGCCCGCUUUUGGCUGGCCUGUUCCGUGUACUUUUCACCCGAGUCACCAAGGACCUUCAACGCUACGUGCAACGUUGUGUCGACAGCAGUCGCGAGAUAUACCUCAAUGUUGGUCUCAAGGCCGCAACACUCACUGGUGGUUUGAAGUACGCCCUUGCCACUGGUAACUGGGGUGAGCAGAAGAAGGCAGCUAGCGCCAAGGCUGGUGUUUCCCAGGUGCUGAGUCGCUACACCUUCGCCUCCUCGUUGUCCCAUCUUCGCCGCACGAAUACACCGAUUGGCAGAGACGGGAAAAUCGCCAAACCGCGCCAGCUUCACAAUACCCAUUGGGGUCUGGUCUGCCCGGCCGAGACACCAGAAGGACAGGCUUGUGGUCUGGUCAAGAAUUUGGCCCUGAUGUGUUACAUUACCGUUGGAACACCGGCAGAGCCCAUUAUCGAUUUCAUGAUCCAGCGAAACAUGGAAGUUCUGGAAGAGUUCGAGCCUCAAGUUACACCCAAUGCAACAAAGGUUUUCGUCAACGGUGUCUGGGUUGGUAUCCAUCGCGACCCCUCGCAUUUGGUCAACACUAUGCAGAAUUUGCGUCGUCGAAACAUGAUCUCCCACGAGGUCAGUCUCAUUCGAGAUAUCCGUGAGCGUGAGUUCAAGAUUUUCACCGACACUGGCCGUGUCUGUCGACCGCUCUUCGUCAUCGACAACGACCCAAAGAGUGAGAACUCUGGUGGGUUGAUUCUGAACAAGGAACAUAUCCGCAAACUCGAACAAGACAAAGACUUGCCCCCCGACCUGACUCCCGAACAGCGCCGUGAGCAAUAUUUCGGUUGGGACGGUUUGGUGCGAUCUGGUGCUGUUGAGUAUGUCGACGCAGAGGAAGAGGAGACUAUCAUGAUUGUCAUGACACCGGAGGACCUGGAAAUAUCCAGACAGCUCCAAGCUGGUUACGCCCUGCCCGAGGACGAGACCAACGACCCCAACAAGCGCGUUCGUUCGAUUCUCAGCCAGCGUGCGCACACAUGGACACAUUGCGAGAUCCAUCCCAGUAUGAUUUUGGGUGUCUGCGCCAGUAUCAUUCCCUUCCCUGAUCACAACCAGUCUCCUCGUAAUACCUACCAGUCUGCUAUGGGUAAGCAGGCUAUGGGUGUGUUCUUGACCAACUUCUCACAGCGCAUGGAAACCAUGGCCAAUAUUCUUUACUACCCUCAGAAGCCUUUGGCCACUACUCGGUCAAUGGAAUUCUUGCGUUUCCGAGAAUUGCCCGCCGGUCAGAACGCCAUUGUUGCCAUUGCUACUUACUCUGGUUACAACCAGGAAGAUUCCGUCAUCAUGAACCAGAGCAGUAUCGACCGUGGUCUCUUCCGCAGUUUGUUCUAUCGUACCUACACGGACACUGAGAAGAUGGUUGGUCUUCAGGUUGUCGAGCGCUUUGAAAAGCCUAUGCGCGCCGAUACUCUCGGCAUGCGCAAGGGUACUUACGACAAGUUGGAUGAAGAUGGAAUUGUUGCCCCAGGUGUGCGUGUUUCCGGAGAAGAUAUUAUCAUUGGAAAGACUGCACCAUUGGCCGCCGACGCAGAAGAGCUUGGUCAGCGAACGAAGGCGCACACCAAGAUUGAUGUGUCCACGCCACUUCGAAGUACCGAGAACGGAAUCGUUGAUCAAGUCUUGAUUUCCACCGGUAAUGACGACCUUAAGUUCGUCAAGGUUCGUAUGCGUACCACCAAGAUUCCCCAAAUUGGAGACAAGUUCGCCUCUCGUCACGGACAGAAGGGUACUAUUGGCAUUACCUACCGCCAAGAAGAUAUGCCUUUCACUCGUGAAGGUGUUGUUCCCGAUUUGAUCAUCAAUCCUCACGCUAUUCCGUCCCGUAUGACCAUUGCCCAUUUGAUCGAGUGUCAACUGAGUAAGGUCUCGGCUCUCCGUGGCUUCGAGGGUGAUGCCACACCCUUCACCGAUGUCACUGUCGACUCAGUCUCCCGUCUACUGCGUGAGCAUGGAUACCAAUCUCGUGGCUUCGAGGUCAUGUUCAACGGCCACACUGGCCGUAAGAUGGUUGCCCAGGUUUUCCUUGGACCGACAUACUACCAACGUCUUCGCCACAUGGUGGACGACAAGAUUCACGCUCGUGCACGUGGUCCUACUCAGAUCUUGACUCGCCAGCCCGUCGAGGGUCGUGCCCGUGAUGGUGGUCUCCGUUUCGGAGAGAUGGAGCGUGAUUGUAUGAUCGCUCACGGUGCUAGUGCUUUCUUGAAGGAACGUCUCUUUGACGUUUCUGAUCCCUUCCGUGUUCACAUCUGUGAUGACUGCGGUCUCAUGACCCCAGUUGCGAAACUGAAGAAGGGUCUGUUCGAGUGCCGUCUCUGCAACAACAAGCAUCGCAUCUCGCAAGUCCACAUCCCCUACGCCGCGAAGCUGCUAUUCCAAGAGCUGGCCUCUAUGAACAUUGCCGCUCGUAUGUUCACUGACCGCUCCGGGGUAUCUGUCGGUUCAGCAUCCGGAUAUCCCGAUGCCCCCCAGAGGUCAACGGCAGUCAAAUCACUACGGACCUCUAUCUUCCCACACCCUCUGCACAUAAACAUCCCGUUGGUGCGUUCUCUCGGCCCCGACUUUGGAACCUUGGAAUAUCUCAAGUAUGAAUCCAUCGUGCUAACUAGAAUAGUCAUUGACAUCCAUGGCGGCGCGUUCAUGCUUGGUCAUUCGCGUAUGGUUUCUCUGCCUCAAGUGAACGACUGCCUGGCCCGAGGCUGGAUAGUCCUUGUUCCAAAUCACCGUCUGUGUCCAGCUGUCAACAUCCUCGAAGGUCCAAUGCAGGAUAUUCGCGAUCUUUUGACCUGGAUUCAGGAUGGUCACCUAGACCAAAUCCUAUCUGUUCAUGGCUGCCACGCCGAUCUGGACAAUAUUGCUGCAUUCGGGACCUCAUCAGGAGGACAUUUGGCUCUCAGUCUGGGCUUUGAUACCAUCAAACCCGUCAAGGCCAUCCUCUCCCUUUACGGUGCAGUGCACUUUACUGACCCAGCAUGGAGAACCCCACUCCCCCACGUGGCCAAGAAGCUUCCCUCGGAUCUGCCGGUGGAAUUUCUGAACAAGAUUUAUGACGAAUAUCCAGUUCCGACUGAUAGUUCCGUCUCGCUGGAAGGGCAGACAGAGGCUGGAACGGGCAAGGGGCCGGAUUUCUCAAAGCCACGCGACGCUUUUGCUUUCACGCAGAUUGCGUCGGGGACAGUGAUCGAUGCUAUUUAUCCCUCCACGGAGGACCCAGACAUGAAGCUGAUCGAUCCGGUCUUGAAUGUGAGCGGUGAGUUCCCACCUACGUAUAUUGUGCAUGGGAUGGCAGACACGAUGGUUCCCAUUGGGCUUAGUCGGGUUUUGUUGGAGAAGUUGAAAGACAAUGGUGUGAAGUGUGGUAUGACUGAGGUUCCGAAUGAGGAACAUACUUUCGCGGCCAUGAUGGAGGUUGGCUCGAAGACUUGGUGGCUGCAGAGAGAGGGGUUCGACUUCCUAGAACAAAUCAUCGGUAGAGGGCCUGGGGUUUAA
Penicillium salamii is the source of this 4806-nucleotide messenger RNA. The record is from the annotation of a GenBank genome assembly. Lineage: Eukaryota; Fungi; Ascomycota; Eurotiomycetes; Eurotiales; Aspergillaceae.